Schistosoma spindalis is the source of this 3952-nucleotide messenger RNA. The record is from the annotation of a GenBank genome assembly. NCBI's taxonomy places the organism in Eukaryota, Metazoa, Platyhelminthes, Trematoda, Strigeidida, Schistosomatidae.
UGACCUUCUCAGCAAAAAUUGUCUGGUUAGCUUUCGUUGACGAUGCGAAAUUUUGGAGGGAAGUUUGCAACCAAGAUGAUAAGCCAGUAUUUCAGAAGGAUCUGACAUAAAUAUAAAGUUUGGUGGAUAACAAGUGACUUACUUUUAGUACUGCAAGGAAUAAACUAGUCUAUUUGAGAAAUAUUGCAGUAAGGAAUUUUCCUCAGAAAUACAGCAUCCGCAGCUAUGUUGUCUUCGCAUAACAGAUGGACCCGAACUGCCAACUUCGUGCAAAUUUUGUGGAAAUCCCUAAAAAGUAAUAGCCUUCCCCAAAGGUUGAGUAAAUUUUGGGGAAAAACCCAAUGUUUGUAGAAAUUUUGAAAUUAUGCGGAGCGUAUUAUUUCAGAAUAUUAUUUCAUAUCCAUUGGAUUAUUAAACCUUAAAAUAUUAAAUUACAAUGAAUAUUCGUUAAUUUUUAUACAAUAAAGAAUUUUUGUCAGGAAUAGUCUAUCGAAUUUCAGGUCUUGUUUUAGUACGUCAAACAGGCUCGAGUUGUCGGCUUUAACCCACUUUUCCAAAAAAAUUCGAACGCCAUGCAGGCCCAAUAUAAAUCAAUAUGAUCAUUGUAAUUAUGGGACCAUGUGGUUGUGGGAAAUCAACAAAGGUGAUGACUAUCAUUCUGAAGGAAAUCGAUUAAAAAUGUCUAUGGGUAUUCCGCUGAAUGAUGAAGAUCGUUUUCCAUGGCUUCAGUCACUAAGAAGUGAGUUAGUGCAACACAAGAAUGCCAUAUUAGCAUGCAGUGCCUUGAAAAAGUCCUACCGAAAUGUUUUAUCCAGUAGCAACGAUGCAAAUAACCAAACAAAGACACUUUUUGUGUUGCUAAGUGCAAAUAAAAGUCUGCUAGAGAAGCGGGUCAGUGAGCGCAAGGGACAUUUUGCACACCCUUCACUUAUAGAAAGUCAGCUAGAAACAUUGGAGUCAUUUGGAGAAGAUGAGAAAUACCUUGUUAUUGAUGCUAGUGACUCUCUCAUGAAUAUUACUCAAAAGAUUAUCAAUAGUUUGUCCACAGGAUAACGUUUCGCCAAACAAUAAGCUUACUCUAUAUAUACAAAUAAAUCUGGAGACGACCCAACAAAAGCGUCGUAAUUCUGGGAAUUUUCACAUUUAGGACAGUGCAUAUUUUGAGAUUUACAAUGAGAAGCACUUGCUCACUUAUAAGUAGUGCUGUAGAGUAAGUAAAAGCUACAAAGUAGCAUUUGCUAACAAAUUCUUCAAGCCAAUAACUUUUAUUUGCAUAAGAGUACUUCUAAAUGAAGCCGAUAAUUUAUGACAUGAUGCUUGUCAAAAUUAAAGUGUUAAUUUGAUUUGUUUACAUCAAAUUGGAAACUUUUUUACUCCGAAUAUUUUAGCUAACAUCAGUUUAUGAAAAUUAAGUUCAGAAACACACAAGAAAGCUUUAGGAAAAGCUAUAUCAUCUCGACGUUCUUUUGUCGAUACUGUGUUAUGAAAAGUUGCUACAUGUUGACUAAAUUAGGUGCUAACUAGGCUAACAAUUACUUUUCACAUCUAGUAACUCUGGAAAUCAUAUAGCAGACAUACAGUAUGAGUAAUCAGCUCUGUAGACUAAGCAAUUUGUACGCUGAAACAAAAUUUACAAUAGGUAACAUCUAGACGGUAUGAGGUCAAGAAGAACACUCAAUUCACGAUAAUUAUUUUUUAAUAAUUUCGUUCUUGCCGAAUUCCAUGUUAUUUGAGUGUUUGUGUACUAGUGCACUUUAAUUUCUUAAUUACUACUCAUAUGAAACCAUGCAGUAUACAAAUCCGUUUGUUUUUAAGCGAGUGAAGUAAAAGUUGUUCUCGAGUCAAUAUUGAUACAUACUUUCUAUGCACAAACCCGACUACUCGGAAGAAAAGAUGGAUAGUGAGAAAGGAAGUUUAUUUAACUAAACUGAAUUGAUUGUAUGUGAACCCAUUUGUUUAUUUGUUCUUUAGGAAAUCAAAUCUAUCAGUGGUUUAUAUUUUCCUUGAAAAAUUAAGCCAUUUGUUGGUCAACCACAUGCACUUAUAAUUUGGCGAUUUCUGAAUGGCACACUGUCAAAAACUUCAUAAAUAGGAAUUACAUUUAGGGAAUUUUCCGCUGGUUAUAUGUAUAUUAACAUUUCCUAUAUUAGUAUAAUUUUGAUGUAGUGUAUCACGGUAAAGACAAACAAAAAUAUGUACAGCCUUCAUAUUUCUACAAGUCACUGAUCAACAUCUUUUCCAGCAUCUGAAUCGCUUGACAAAUCGCUAUUUAGUCGAUCAGCAAGGUGGUCAAGUUUACGAAUUGAUUCAUCCAGAUCUAAAAUGUGAAAAAGUUAAGCGACUUAAAAUAAACCUACCAAUAUGGCUUGUAAAUGCAGGUACUACUGGACUCGUCAUUUUUUGAAUAACAUUUGAUGACUUCGCUGUAUUGUUACCAUAGCAAUGAUAAGUUUCUGGAUAAAACGAAUGAAGUGCAUUCUCUAGAGUUUGGAUUUUGGAUUUGUAGGUAUUCUCAAUACUGUUGAUCUAUGUGUUGAACCAACGAAGAAAAAACUAAAGAUAAAAUUGUGAUAAAAAGUGGGAGAAUUGUCUACAAUCGAUUUGCCUUUAGAUGCAUCUCACUAGUUUAAGACCUCUAAUUUUAUACACAGGUUAUGUUCCUACGACAAUUGUGUCUUGGAAGUACUAGAUAUAUGUCCAAUAUAGUUACAACACUAAACAAAUAUUACUACAUGGAACUAAAUACACAGGAAGGAAGUAACUAGAACCUUGAACGAAUGUUUUUCGGCUUGAACAUAACACCUGUGUAAAAAAAUAGAACGAAAGCAAUGAAGAAAAACAGGAAAUAGUCUAGUUGUCGGAGGAAAAUAGUGAUACAUCUGUGCCACUAGCAGCUUUUGAGUUAUAUCACCUGACAGCUGACCCAUCUGAAAAGUUAGGGCACUUGGAUCCGACCAACGAUAACAUCAUUAAUUGAUGUCAUAUUUCGUUGUGAAAAGCCUCUUCCCCUCCGAAACUAAUUUUAUGUCAGCAAAAAUAGUGAUUUGAAGUAGAUGGUGUUUGGAUAUGAGUAUAUGAAAUAACUAGUUCGAUAAACUGAAAAAUGCUAUCUUAGCUUGUAUUGAUGUCAAAUAUGAGUCAUUUGCAGGAAUUGUUUUAAUUAUAUGACCACACAAACGCAAACUGUAAUUCUAUUAUAUGAAGUAAUAACAGAAGCACAGUGUCAAAAAAUGCUUAAUAUAAGCAACUGUUAUAUCCAGAUAAGGCUCGUAAUAACCUAGAAUCGUACUAAGGAGAAAGAUAAAAGAAUAUUAUUUACAAUAAAAUGGGUAGCGUCAAUGAAAAUUUACAUUCUUAACAACGGGAAUGAGUCCCAAUCUGAAAUAGAUUUCUUAUAAGUAUUGUAAUGAAACUACGUUGGAUCUAAUCAUGUACAGACACGUCAUCUGUCUUUAAAGGUUAACAAUUGAGAACGCUCAAAUUAUUGUUUGAAGUUAAGUACAUCUACUACUUCGAAGGAUAUCUUAAUUAGUAAACCUGUCUUUUCUACAUUUUAUAAAACAUGAUUUUAAUCUGGUUGUAUGCCGAAAAUAUCUCUUUGAGUUCAUAAGAAAAUGAAAACAAAAUCUUAAAGUCACCUGUAACUUUCUUUCAUUAAUUUCUCGAUCUACACGGCGUUCAGCCCGACGUAGUUCCGUUAAAGCUUUGAUGAAACUCUACCCAAUCCAAUGUAUCCUCGUAUUUUGUUCAAUUCGUCUAAAGCUUUCGUUUGACUUCGUAAAAGAUAUUCAUUUUCCUGUUUCAGUUCAUUAACAAAUUUGUUGGUGUAAUUGAAUUGUAUAUCUUCUGAAUUGAUUCCAUCAAAAUGACCAUCAUCGUUUAAAUCAGCUGAAUUCUUGUUUAGUCUGAAAACAAAUUAAUAUAACUUAUUUUUAAUAAAUCUAUGAUACGU